Molecule: messenger RNA, 216 nt
Organism: Aspergillus fischeri NRRL 181
Lineage: Eukaryota; Fungi; Ascomycota; Eurotiomycetes; Eurotiales; Aspergillaceae
Exons: 2
Coding region: 1-216 (71 amino acids)
Source: RefSeq, a predicted model, not a curated record
AUGGUGGGAGGUGUCAGCGCAAACUUUGGCUACAUCGGAACGCCUGGACUGCUCAUAUGGCAGAAUGGUUCAUUUCUCCAAGGCCUGGACGUUCAAGCCUUUCUGGAGGCCAGGAUAUUUAGCAAGGCAGAUAAGCCGAGACGGAUUCUUCUCAACUCUGACGUGCCCGGCGGCAACGCACACAUGGUGCUGGAAGUCAGUACUCAGUCGCUAUGA